This is a messenger RNA of Syngnathus typhle (broad-nosed pipefish), 1145 nucleotides long. RefSeq lists its product as uncharacterized. The transcript is spliced from 2 exons. Lineage: Eukaryota; Metazoa; Chordata; Actinopteri; Syngnathiformes; Syngnathidae. The record is from RefSeq and is a predicted model, not a curated record. The coding region runs from base 429 to 1034 and encodes 201 amino acids.
CAGGCUGUUAUGUAUUGACUUGGAAGUGUUGUUUCUCGUUUGCAUAUUGCAUUGUUUGGUAUGCUCUACUUUUUGUUGCCCUUCUCCGUGCGGUGUGGAGGUGUGAUUGGUCAGCGGAUGAAUAUCAUUGUGAUGAGGCUUGUUCAGGAAAUAAAAACACGCUAACAAAAGUAACGUGAAUCUGUGCUCUUUACAAAGGUUAUGUAAGAGAAUAAACAUAACAAAAUUGGCGACGAGACUUAAAAAGGACCCUAAGAAUGCGGAGGAGGAACGGACACAAGUGAAUAGUGCUUCAUGGACUUGGUUGUGUGGACGUAAGUUUCGUCUGCUCGCCCCGGAUUCUGCUCUGAUCAAGCUAGCCGGAGGUGAGGACGGGUGUCGCUCAGGACCAAGGUAAAAGUGAACGGACGCCAAGAAAAGUGAAAAAAAUGUCCGGAAUCUUGGGAAAUAUGGACAUAUUUGACAGUUCGGUAGAAGACUGGACAACUUAUGUGGAAAGAGUUGAGCAGUACUGCCUAGCUAAUGAGAUACAGGACGAAAGAAAAGUAGCUGUCCUACUCAGUGUCAUGGGCGCCAAAAUGUAUAACUUACUCCGCAGCCUGGUCGCCCCAGCUAAACCGGCAGACAAAACAUUUGAUGAAAUAAUGCAGAUAAUGAAAAGUCAUCUAAACCCAGCUCCAUUGGUGAUUGCUGAGCGCUUUAGAUUUCACAAGAGAAACCAGUCAAGGACGGAGACGGUGUCAGAGUACAUCGCAGAACUGAGGAAACUGGCCGAACACUGUCAGUUCAGAGACGGACUUUCAGAUGCUCUGAGGGACAGGUUCGUGUGCGGGCUGCACAACGAGAGCAUUCAGAAACGGCUUUUGACGGAGGACAAACUCACCUUGCAACGAGCAGUGGAAAUAGCUGUUUCAGCGGAGACAGCAGCAAGGGAUGCGACGGAGCUUCAAGUCCAAAGAAAGGUGUUCCUGCUAUGGCCGCCGCUCGUUUACAACGUUGGGCUCUCUUUCUUGGAGCACACACCUAUACCAUAGACUAUAAAGGGACGAAACUACACGGAAAUGCAGAUGGUCUCUCUCGCCUUCCUCAACCACUGACAGAGAAGGCUACUGAUCCUGCUUUAAAUCUUCACAUGCUGCAAACGA